Messenger RNA from Anopheles coluzzii, 12755 nucleotides. Its product is annotated as neurexin-1. The record is from RefSeq and is a predicted model, not a curated record. The transcript is spliced from 22 exons. The coding region runs from base 767 to 6898 and encodes 2043 amino acids. Lineage: Eukaryota; Metazoa; Arthropoda; Insecta; Diptera; Culicidae.
GUGAUGACGGUAGAGGUAGACGGUUUUGGGCACUUUUGUGCUCAUCGCAAAGGCAAAACGAGUGCAGUUGAGCUUUGUAAUCCGACGCAGGACGACCGCGGACAAACCAUGCGUACUGCCGUUCCGUACCAGUGUUCACCAUCCAGUGGAUGGCCUGUGAAGUAGGUGGUUUUACAAUCACUUUUCAUAUUCCCCACAAGCGUGUUUGUACGUGGUAUACGGCGUUGGUGAUAAGUGAUCGUGAUUUUAUGUAGGAAAUGUAUGAAAAAUUGAUCAAAGCAAGCAGCGGCGCUUGCAAACCGAGAAAAAAGAUAAGCGUGUUGCGAAGUGCUGGAGAAUAGUGAGAUCGGGAAAAACAGGAGAGAGACACAUCAACAGAAACAACAAAAAAUACGCAAAGAAACAGUGAAAGUGUGUGUGUGUACGCCCGCGUAUGUGAGGGUAAGCGUAUGUGUGUGCGUGUGUGAAACUGGUAUGUGUGUGUGUGUGUACAAUUCGUGUUGGCAUACUCGUUCUUAGUGAGCAAAUAGUGAAGAAAAUCCCGCUAGAAUUUGUGAGCAUGAGCGCGAAACAGGCAGGAUAAAGCAAGUUCUACACAACCAAACCCCGAAGAGAUAGUGACGUGAGAGUGUGUACGUGUUGGUGUGAGUGAUUACCGUUGAGUGUAGAAGAAAGAGAAAGAGAAAGAGAAACAUAAUAUUGCAGUGGGUGACGGAAAAAAGAUCGAAAAAGAAACCCCAGCAUUCGGUGCGUGAGUGAAGACAAGAUGGCGUCGGUACGUGUGGAGGAACAUACAACCCGUGCGAGCGAUACGAAAGCGGAUGGAAAUGGAGUUGUUGGCGGUAGUUCCCAGACUAGCGGAGAGGCAGAAUGUGUAUCCAUUAUGGAAAGUGCGGCACCACUUUUGGAAGGGGCCAAUGUGAUUAGAUUAUCCGCGAGGAGAAAAUGCAAGAGAAAACAGCGAGAACAGGCGUCGUGUGGGAUGGCAGUGGGUGGAUCCUUUGCGAGAGCGAAACCGACUGCGGAAUUAACCCUUCGGCAACGACAGUAUCGUUCUACAGACCACAGUAAUUCCAUUAAAAGCCCUAAUCACCCGGACAAUAAUAUAUGUAUCGUAGCGGAGAAGGGUGCCAACGUACGGCAGCGCAACAGCUCUCUCAAGCAAUCAGCUCUGGGCAGUGAGGCAUCGAGUGCGGACAAUAAAAGCAACUACCAUUGCCAGCAACCGCUGAGGACGGCGACAGUGCCCGUGGCGACAGCGCUGACUUCCGAGAGCAAAGCGCAGCAAUCGUUUGACCUCGCUUCAGCCCCUGCAGCAUCAUCGUCGUCUUUACCGUUUAGCCUGCCAAAGAUUCUGAGCAAUGCCAUGGCAACAGUUCGGCUGCCCAAGUUGCUAUUGCUAGGCCUAAUGCUGUCCCAGCUAGGGUGCGGAUGUUCCGGGUUCGUGCUGGACGGAUCGCAGAACAGUUUUGCACAAUUCCGCAAAUGGUAUACCGGGUUGAAUGGGUCACUGGAGCUCGAGUUCAAGACGGAGCAGCCGAAUGGGCUCGUGCUCUAUACCGACGACGGUGGCACGUUCGACUUCUUCGAGCUGAAACUGGUUGAGGGAGCCCUUCGACUUCGGUAUAAUCUUGGUGGAGGCGCACAAAUCAUUACUGUCGGUCGGGAUCUUCACGAUGGCCACUGGCAUAAAGUGCAGGUAAUGCGCAACGACGAGCACACAACCCUGACCGUCGACGGUGUCUCACAAAGUCGCAGCUCGCGAGGGAAGGAGUUUCUGUUCGGCAAGUUCGCCACCAACUCGGACGUCUUUGUCGGUGGUAUGCCAAACUGGUACAACACCAAGCUUGCCCUGUUGGCACUGCCCAGCGUCAUCUUCGAGCCAAGGUUCAGAGGAUCGGUAAGGAAUCUGGUCUACUCGGACCAGCCGGGCGUAUCACCCAGGCGACAAGAGAUGCGACAACCGCGGGAUAUCAAGUGCGGAGAUUCACCCUGCGAUUUGACAGCAAUGCCUCGAGAAAAAGUCACACGGCAACUUCGAACCAACGUUACUGAUGCCUGCGAGCGCCACGAUCCUUGCCAGCAUGGUGGCAUCUGCAUAUCGACUGACUCGGGCCCGAUCUGUGAGUGCCGCAACGUGGAAUACGAAGGAACCUACUGCGAGCGAGACAAAGCACCGUCGGAGGCAACGUUCCGGGGCACCGAAUUCCUUUCGUACGAUCUGGGACAGACGGGCGGGGAACCGAUCGUUAGCGCCCAGGAUGCCAUCACGCUCUACUUUCGUACCCGCCAGCCGAACGGGUUGCUGUUCUACACCGGUCACGGAACUGAUUAUCUGAAUCUGGCUCUGCGUGACGGUGGUGUUUCGCUGACCAUGGGCCUAUCGAACGGGAAGCAAGAAAUGCACAUCAAACCAUCCCGCGUACGCUUCGACGACCAUCAAUGGCACAAAGUUACGGUUCAUCGGCGAAUCCAAGAGAUCUCAUCGAUAACGAGCUUCUGUCGGCUGGUCGCCGUUGUGGACGAUGUGUACACGGACCAUUCGCACAUUGCCGGCAAGUUCACGAUGCUUUCGUCGUCCCGCGUGUACGUGGGUGGUGCAGUUAAUCCUCGGGCCCUUCUGGGAGCCCGUGUGCACAACAAUUUCGUCGGCUGUCUGCGUAAGGUGGAAUUUUCUGCCGAUACGCUGCGGUUGAAUCUGAUCGAUCUGGCGCGCACCGGAUCGAAGCUGAUACAGGUUGCCGGACGCGUGGAUUAUACGUGUCCAUCUGGGGACCCGCAGGAUCCGGUUACAUUCACCACGCGAGAAUCGUAUCUGCUACUGCCACCGUGGGAUGCGUCCAAGCAGGGCGUGCUGUCAUUUAAAUUUCGCACAAACGAGCCAAACGGAUUAAUAAUCCUCAACACAAUGACCCGGGCCCCGAAGAGUAACUUCUUCGCGGUCGAGCUGCUGAACGGGCACAUCUACAUCCAUAUGGAUCUCGGAUCGGGAGCGGUCAAGGUGCGUGCGUCGCGACGUCGCGUGGAUGACGGCGUCUGGCACGAGCUGUCACUGCGUCGCAAUGGCCGCGACGGCAAGGUCGGCGUUGACGGGCAGUGGAAUGAGUUCCGGACGCCGGGCGAAGCGUCCCAGAUGCAGCUGGACAGUCCGAUGUAUAUUGGCGGCAUUGGGCCACCGUACGCCGAGAUCUACAUUCCACCGGCGAUCUGGACGGCGACACUGCGCCAGGGUUUUGUCGGCUGUUUGCGCGACCUAACGCUUUCGAGCAAACCAGUGGAUAUAGCGCACAUCGCACGGCAGCAGGACUCAGCUGCCAUCAAACCGUCCUGUCACGUGAUAGCUAAUCAGUGCGGUGGACAGGUUUCACCAUGCCAGAACGGUGGCCAGUGUACCGAGGGAUGGAACCGUCCGCUCUGCGACUGCUCGGCCACCCUUUUCACCGGACCGACGUGUGGUCGCGAGUCGGCAACGCUCGCCUUCAACGGAUCGCAACAUAUGGCCGUAUGGAUCGGGGGCACACAGGGUAGCCGCACCCAGACGGAGGAGCUGGUCAUACGCUUCAAGACAUCGCGACCCGCAGGUUUGCUGCUGCUUACCAGCGCCGAGUCCAGCUCGUCCGAUCGGCUAGAGAUCGGACUGGUAGCUGGCCGUGUUCGGGCUAAUGUGCGACUAGGAGAUCGCGAAAAGAACUUACUCGCUGGUCUGACCGUGCUUAACGACAACAACUGGCACACGGUGAGAUUCUCUCGCCGUGCGUCCAAUCUGCGGCUGCAAGUUGACGGGACACAGCCCGUCAGGGGUAUGUUAUCUGAAGCGAUCCUCGGCCGACACAGCACGCUGGAAGUCAAAUCGAUACACCUCGGUGGGCUGUUUCAUGCGGAGGAAGAGAUCCAGAUGACGGCGGCAAUGCCUAACUUCGUGGGCCAGCUGCAAGGAUUCGUGUACAACGGGCAUCGAUACAUCGAUCUGGUGAAAUCACUCGGCCCAGAGCUUUCCUCUCUGCCCACGACUACGUUCAAGCUGACCGCACGGUUUGUAAAUUCACCACCCGGGUCACCGUACCUGCCGGCAACGUUCCGCUCGAAGCAUUCGUACGUCGGGCUACCGAUCCUGAAGGCAUACUCUUCCGUGUUUGUCGAUUUCCGCUUCAAAACGCUCGAGCCGAACGGUCUGCUCUUCUACAACGGUGGCAAACGGUCCGACUUUGUGGCGGUCGAGCUGGUGAACGGGCACAUCCACUACGUGUUCGACAUGGGCGAUGGGCCGAUCACGCUGCGCGACAAGGCCCGCAUCCACAUGAACGACAACCGGUGGCAUUCGGUGAGCAUCCGGCGACCCGGGCCCAAAACACACACCCUUGCGGUGGAUGAAUCGAUCGAGAUCUACACGGCCAGCGGCAACAAUAUGCAUCUCGAGCUGGAAGGCAUCCUGUACGUCGGGGGCGUGUUCAAGGAUAUGUACUCGCGACUGCCCUCCAGCAUUGCGUCUCGAUCCGGCUUCGAGGGAUGCAUCGCGUCGGUAGAUCUUGCCGACACGUCACCCAGCCUGACAGAGGACGCCGUUGUGCCGAGCUCGCUGGUGGUUUCCGGUUGCGAGGGACCGACCAAGUGCAGCCAGAAUGCCUGCGCCAAUCGGGGCGUCUGCGUGCAACAGUGGAACGCGUACGCGUGUGAAUGUGAUAUGACUUCCUUCACCGGGCCUACAUGCUACGAUGAAUCAAUAUCGUACGAGUUCGGAAACAAUAAGGGCCUCAUCCAGUACAAUUUCCCACCGGGACGCCAGCCUGACACGGAGGAGGACAGCAUUGCGCUCGGUUUCGUGACCACCAAGUCGGACGCAGUGCUGUUGCGCAUCGAAAGCUCGACGACACAGGACUACAUCGAGAUGGAAAUCGUGGAAGGAAAUGUGUUUACCGUGUACAACGUGGGCACCCAGGACCUACCACUCGGUGAGGUAGCAGUCAAAGUGAACGACAACAACUACCAUAUCGUACGGUUCACGCGCACUGGAGCGAACGCUACGCUGCAGAUCGACGACUACAACGUCCAGACGGUGUCAUCGAUCGGCCACCAGUCGACCGUGUUUACAUCGAUGGCCAACAUACAGGUCGGUGGCAAGAUCGCACGCAACGGACGUUCGCGUAUCGAGAGACCCUUCAGCGGUGUGAUCGCCGGCCUGUCCGUCAAUCGGCUGCGCGUGCUCGAUCUGGCCGCGGAGCGCGAUCCGCACAUCAACGUUCGGGGCGAUGUACAAUUGGUAACUGGCGUUUUAGAUAGAAAUGACCAAAGAAUGCAGCAGAACUCUUCCGAUCAUUUCAAGACCCCGGCCAGCGGCUACCCAGGAGUGAUGGACGAUCUGAUCUUCAGCGGAGCCGGCUCCGGUUGCCGCGGUGACGAUGAGGACGAAUGUACGCCCCCGUUCGAGAAUGGAUCCGGCGAUGAUCUGAUCACACCGGUGUACGUGCCGCCGACCAAGCAAACGGCCACCACGUCCUCCGGUGGCGGCAAGGAUGGAGCCAGCGGGCGAGCAAGGGGUAAGGCAGGCGAGAAACUGUGCGAUGACGAGGACUGUCUGCAUGGAUCCGGCAGCGGCGAGGUGACGGAGGUGUUCACAACUUCCACUGCAAGAAGCUCUGAAACGAGUCCCGAAAUGACGUACACCACGGUAGACUUUGAUCGGAAAACGGAUGGCACUCCAUCGUACACGACCCAGCGUCGCACGCCCGACACGUACUCAUCGUCCUCACACACCACCAGCGACCUGGACACGACGAGCGGUAUGAGCAGUGGCACUACAGGCAGUUACGGUGGCAGCAGCAGCAGCAGUGGUAGUAGUAGCGGCACCAGUGGCAACUACGGUAGCUCCAUCGACAGCUACGGCACAACGGUUUCGAUGGGAACGACCGGGUCCGGUACGACGACGGGCACAACGGCCAGCGGGCGGGUGGUAACCACCUCCACCGGCACAACGGUUGGGCUCAGCACGUACGGCUCUACCACGGCACAGCAGCACAUCCCGUCCGAAACGACCGUCAGCUACCGCGAUCGGGACCGUGAUCACAUCCGCGAAACGACCUACCCGCAAACACCGACCACGACCGAGGAGGAGAUAGUGGACGUGCACCUGCCAACGGACGACGAGGACGACGGGGAGGAACACCGUACCACUGUGCACCAAACGCCAAACGGUCGGCGCCCACCACCAGUAAAGGUGGCCGAACCGCCGAACCCCGAACCGGAGCAACCGUACCAGCCGCACCCGCAACCGUACCCGCCAACGCGCCUCCCCAAGCACAAGGGCGGCCGCAUCAACUCCGAGGCCGAGGAGCGUACGGCGAUGAUUAUCGGCAUUGUCGCUGGUGCCCUGAUUGCCGUCAUUCUCGUCAUUCUGCUCGUGCUGUGGAUCAAAUCGAACGGAGACCGAUCGUACAAAACGGAGCACGACAAGAGCGGGCUCUACGGGCAGGGACCGAGCGCGGCCCUGCUCGGUGGCUCGCACGGCAACUCGGGCACCCACAACGCGCACCACUACAACCAGCAGGCGCAGCAGGCCCAUCAUCAACCGCAGCAUCACCAUCAGCCGUCCGCUCCGCCGCACUACAACGGGCACCAUUCGAACGGAGGCAGCACGCUGCCGCUGAACGGUUCGCUGCGACAUCACGGACCCAGCAAUGGGGCCAUGGGUGCGGGCGGUGGAAUGGGCAUGGGCAGUGGAGGCAACAUGAGCAUGGGCUACGGGGGCUUAAACGGCAGCGGUAGCGAUAAGGGCAGUAUGCAAUCGGGUGGCGGUGGUGGCGGCGGCGGCGGUGGUGGAGGAGGAGGUGGCGGAGGUGGUGGAGGACAACCCCAGCGAAACAAGAGCCGCAACUCGAAGGACAUCAAGGAGUGGUACGUCUAAUGGGACUCUCACAAGUGAUAUGGCGCUAUCAAUGAUACGCGAGCGUUAGGGGGAGAAACGUCAUUUACACGCAACGCAUGUCCGCAUCAGCGCAGUUUGUGUGCGAUCGGAUCGGAAGGUUGAUAAUUGAUGAUAAUCCAAAUUCGAAUGCUAAAAACCGCAUCUACUUGGGUGGAUGCAGGCGUGUGUAAAAAGGAAUGUGCAGGCGAUCGAGUCCUUCUAAAGGCCGAUCCGCACCACCGGCAGUUACAGGGGGAGGGGCGGUUCGAGUGGAGCAGCAGCGGCCACCUCUAGUUAGGCUCAUCGUCCCGGGCAUGUGUACAUAGUCGAGUAGAAAAAAAAAACUUUUGCAAGUGAUGGAAUCAUUCGUGCUAAACGAUGGAUAAGCCGAGGAAGGAAUCGUGCAUGGCGAAAGAAAAUGGCACAAACCCGAAGAAAGGUGGAACGGGGGAGGAAAGUACGCAAAGUAAAUUGCAACAAAAAUAUAUACAUUGCAAAAGGAACAAACAUGACGACCCAACUGCUUGUAAAAAAAAGGUUUACCAAAUCACCCAACAAAAAUGCAAAUCGAAAAGUAGGAACAAUCCGUUAAAAGACGCGUCCUCCUCACACCGUGCAGCUAAUCAAUGGCUAAACGGUGCGUUGAGCACAAAUGGAUUAUGUUUUGCAUGUCGCUCAGAGCCACAAAAACAACAAUUACCCGCAAUAGAAUAGUGAAAGAUUUUAAGGCCGGUGGCAGUUUUUGGAUACACCAGAGUUUCUGCAGUGGGCAAAAAAUAUUCGAAACAACCACUACCCGAGUUCUCCUCCUGCCGUACAGAAUCCCGCAAUACACCGCAAAGAACCAAAAUACCGAACAAUUACGAUACGCUAAUUACGAAAGCGCUUACUAGGGAAGAAAGAAGAAGAGAAAAUGAAAUCAACCUGAAAGCUUUAGUACCAAACUAAGAAAUCGAGCACUGGGAUUGACAAAAUUAUUGUGGCAUUGUGGUUAUAAUUAUUACGAUAGUAGCAGUUAAGCUAACAAAACGAGAUACAUAUUUCAAAUGUUACCAAGGCCAGCCAGCUCGCGAUACUUUAACAAUGGGACGGUCAGUUCCACGCAGCCCCACGUCUGAUGGAACCGUUUGGUUUUAUCUUUUUCGUGCCGAUCAUAAUGCACCUUCUGCUGGUCGUUUUUUUGAGUGGGCAAAAGAGACCACUUUUUGUUGGCGCACCAAAGAUGCCCGUCUCCUCCCACUACUAAUAUGAGUUGUAGCUAUGGUUAGCUUUUGGAUAGUAACUCGCAACGGCCGAGAACAAUGAGUUACAAUUUGAAACACACAGUAAAACACACCAACAUGUUUCAAAAAAACAAUGACCCAUAAUUGGCACUCGCUGUGUCUGUGCGCAUGCUGGACCUAUGUCCAAUCAAUGCCACACAAAAAACACAGCAAAAAAGCUAAAUUAAACUGAAAAUUCAAUCUUAUUGAACCAUGCACCAAAGCGUGUGUAGAGUAUGACAAAACACAAACGGUGGAUGGCGAGCGGGUUCAUCUACGCUAGAGUUAAGCAUGAUUACAACACCGUGUUCCGGUACAAGCAAAUUGUUUUUUCUGCACAAAUUUACUCUAAUUGUAAGAAACAUCGAUGAAAACCGCUCCCCACGUUUCCUCGCCCUCUGCAAGGGUUUCCCAACAGAAGAAACCCCAUUAAACACAGGUAUAAUAAUGGGAUAGUUAUAACCGUAAUGCAAAGACAGAGCAAAAGGUUAAUCGAGUAUAGAAGUACAUAAAAAUGAUGAAGCAAGGAAGAAAUAAAGAGAGAAAGAGAGAGAUAUAUAUAUACACUAACACAUUAAAACAUAUUACAACAAAAGGAUAAAAAAGAAACAAAAAACACAUACAAAAAGGAAAUUGUUUUGAAAAAUCCUUAUCGAUAAAGCAAAUGCAAAGAAAGGCAAAAAUCUAAAAUGCAACAAAAAAAAAAGACACAUACAAAAAACGUAAAAAUGCAAAAUUAAAUAAUACCGCCACACACUACUAAUGUAGUUUGCAGCGCCAGUCAGUUUCCUUAUGUUUCCUACAUGCAGCACACAUCGAAGGCACAGAUUGUGUGUAUGUGAAGGUUAGAAUGUUUCAUUUGCCCCUUAUUUAAUUUAGAAACAGUGUUUCAUCCCUUCAAUCAUGUAGAUGAGUUUUCGUUCGGUUGAUUUUCACACACCCAGCCACACCUACCUUGGCGCAUUUGUUGGAUUUCAAUCUGCUACAGGUGGAAAUUUCGUGUAACGCAACGGAUACACCAAAUCCAAUUUAUAAAACAAAAACAAAAACGUUCUGAUAAACCGUCAAAUCUUGCACCGAAUUUUCUAUUCUAGUUCUAUAAACGGAGAAUGGACGAUAGUGAAGCAAAAUGAAGGAGCAACAAAAAAAAACCUUACACUUGAUAUUCUAUUUCCAAUUGUACGCGCACUGUCUCUUGUACUUAAAAAAACUCUCCAUUGAUACUACACACAAUCGAAGAACGGAAGGUGAAAAACGUAACAAAACAAACGAACAUUAUACAAUAUUAUCUAAGACACUCGGUCAAACUCCUUUACACCUCUGAACACAAUCACACACACGCACACACAGACAUGACACACAAUUUGAACUAAGUUUUUCACCUUCAAGCAAAAACUUUACAACACAGGCUGGCUAAUAAGACACUGAUAGAGAGGGAGGCGAUAAUUGCAACUAACACUCACAGUUUGAAAUAAAUAAAAAAAAAGAAGAGAAAGACAAACAAACGAAGAGAAUCAACAUCAAUUGAUAAGUAGACACAGAAAGGAUAGCAAAAACAAAAGCAACUAAAAACGUAUAAAAAUAUAUCUAUAUAUUUGAUAAUAGACACAAACAAAACAAAACGAAGAUGCAGCAAGCAGGUAACUGAACGAACAGAACGUCGUUUACGUAUACUCAAAAUCAGGAUAAGCGUUACAUCAGGAUAAGCCAACAGUGAACAGCUUCGAGAUGAAGCUGUUUGACAAAGCUCAAAGGCGAGCAUUUUCACAAACUUGCUGAAAUAAUUCAAGCUUACCCCACGUUUAUGAUUGGUCCGUUUUCAACACUUCGUUCGUUACUUUUGCUCGAACGAAUGUUUGUUUCUUUCUGCUUUCACUGUAUUACCAAAUAUUAAGGUACAGCAAAACACUCUAGAAACCCCCCAUACCACCGUAAAGUGUCCCGAUGUUUUCUGCGCUUUUGAAACAGCACCAUUUUACAACUUUACGGUUUUGUACGACGUUACACGCUGAAGCAAUGCAAAAUCAAGGGCCCUGAAUGUUGGGAAGCGGGAAACAAUCGAGAAAAAGUUAAACGGAUAGGUCGAACAUGCAAGCAUGGUCAAACAUAUCAGUUUUUGGAGCAAGUAAUCUUUUCUAUACACAAUUCCCACUUGCUAGGUACGUUGGAGAGAAUGGCGGAGUCUGUUUCGCGCGUGAAGCGGGGUCGGUCGAUCAAUCGACCGGCCGGGGUAUGGAUGGAUUAGGCGCUCCUUUUAUUCCUCCUCUCUUAUCAAAACCAACGCAACCUAGCCGAGACAGAACGUAGGUGGCGCGAAUCCCCUUACGCUCAUCAUAAUCUUUAAGAAAGGAUCAUGCUUCCGGUCCAUCUACGCGAUCCAUUGGUUUUUCAUGGCGUCGAGAGAGGAUCAGCGGGAAGCAUUCGUGUAGAGCAAUCACCUCAUCACCCUUAGAUAGGCGCAGUAUUAAAUCCCUGUUUUUCCCUACUACGAAACAUUUACUCAUUAUCAUACAACGACUUGUGGAUAUCCACACGAUACACUGAAUUUGUUGCCCUUUAUCCUACGAAUUUUGCAACAAUCCUAACCAAUGUCCUGUCAAAAGGCACACGCAAAACAGACAAAAAUGGCGAAUGGCAUGAGAAGAGCAAAGACACAAUACUUUAGCAACGUACUAACGCAUGUUCUGAAAGGAUUUGACUGAAACAGUUUCUAGAGCUAACGUAGGCACCGCUAUCGUUCCUUUAAGUUAUUUAGCGCAAACGAAAUGACUGGCGUGGAAAGUAUCCGAGAGUAUUGUUAAAGAUUAGAGCAGAGAAUGUUUGUUUGGAAUUAAGCACCUUGUUUCUCUACACUCGACACGCCGCCAAUACAUACUCCAACAGCUGCACAACCUUGUUCGUGCCCCUCUAGCUUCGCUCCAUGCAGCAGCUGACACGAGUUCCAUAUUCCGACAUGAUUUAGCACACUAGGUAUUUUAAAGCUUGCACACAAUAUGAGGCAAGUACACCAUUUAAACUACACACACACACAUACACAAACACAAACACACACACACACACAACCUCCAUGCCCGACAAACGAGUGGGGCAGGUGGGCCAAAUCGCAACCGCAAAACGACACAUUAUUUUCUUUACGGUCCUACUAUAUAGGCUAUGGCGAAAGUGAUACUAAGCGAAAAAAGGCAUUUGGAAAGGGAGCUUAUGAAUGAGAAAAGUAGAAAAAAAGAAUGACAAAAUAUCGAUACAUAGUAAAAAAGAAGCAAACAAAAGACCCACACAUACACACACACACACACUAGCCAGUGAGCGGUAUGACUAAUGCAACUGAAAUGGAAUACACAGGAGCGAACGGAGCAACAACAAUGCCACAAAAACCAAAAACAAAGAAAACUCACAAUUACAAAAUAUGGUAAAAACGAAAGUAUGUUAUAUAAUUUGUUAAGUUGUAGAAUUUGUAAAGACUAGUAGAGAGCAAUCGGGAUAAAAGGAUAAGCUAACAAAACAUGUUUGCAACAUUGCAACAGGACAAGAGCACACAAGGAGCAGCACAAGCACACGCGUACGUGAAUCACUAAGCCACGCGCAAACGCACGUGUUGUGUGGAAGUUAGAAGAGGAGGAUGUUCGUGGGGCUUUAUUAAAGCAACCCUAGCAAAAUGCAGCGUCCAUGCUCUCACGGUGGACAACAAGAAUAACUCAAGCGAAUCACCGUUUGUUCGUUCUGCUGCUCGGUCGAGUUCAUAAAAUAUGUAGCUGUGCAUAUAUAAGUACAUAUAAAUAUAUACAUAUAGAGACAUAAGUUAAUGUUACUGCUGGUAGCUGGUUAUGUUUGGGUGUUGAUUUGCGCUCGAGAAGGGGUCGUCAAUAGUGAGGAUGGAAGGAGAGGGGGGGGAUGGAGGCGCAAACCAUAUUCGAAUGUUUCUAUCCGUGUCCACCCCACAAAUCGAGGGGAUCGACAGUAGUUGACUAGAGGAGUAAGUGAUUGUUUCUGUUUGCUUUUGAAUUUAUGUUACCUACUAUUCGAUCGUCCAUUUUGCGUUGUUGCGAAUCACUAUGGACUAAACAAAAUAUAGCCAACAGAACACAAUACUAAGCAAAUACAAGAAGGUAACAAAACAAAACUGCUCCCCCUAAAAAAAAUAUAACUUAUACUGCGUAAUACAAGGAAUCCCAGACGCAUUGCGAAAGAGCAGUUGGUUUACGCAGUCCAUGGUCGAUGGUGCAUGGGUAAUAGGAACGAAUGAAAUGAUUAAAUUCAGGCUGACACUGACACUGAUUCACACAGCCACAAAAACAGACACUAACAAGUACACCCAUUUUACAAACUAUCUUAAACACAUACAAUAAUACUCACAUAUUAAUGUAGGUGAUGCUGGACACGAAAACCAAACCAAGAAUAAACUAAGACGCAAAUGUGUACAUUGAAAUGUGUUAGACAGGGGAAGGGGGGGGGGCAGGAUGAACGAACAAACAAAAUGAAAAAUAAACACAAACACACACUUACACGAAACUAAACAUUCUCAAACACACUUACACAAAAAGAGCCGAGAAAUGGUUUUUGUUGCUAACAAUAAAAGAAAUAAUUCGGAAGUAUUA